CUAGGUGUGCAUCCCCACAGGCUAUGUCUCGGAAGCCAAGAAGCAGUAGGAGGGGACGAAAAUCAUGCAGGGCAGUGGGUGCGAGAGUGGAGCGGUGACUGUCGGUGUUAACUCCAUCUCUGUUCCUCGAGUGGGGCCGAUGUGGAUGGGAUGAAAGAGUGAGGCAGGGCUGAGGGCAAGAUUUCCAGCACCCAUCGAGCUUUGUGUAGUGAUGGCUCAUGCUUGGCUUUUGCAGCUGCUUUCGCAGAGGAAUUGUCCAGGAGCCCUAGCCGGAGGAGAAUAUGGCAGGAGUGGACCUGAGCAGCUUGGACAUCCUUCUAAGCAGACGUGAAGAGUCGUCAGCUUUCUGCCUCCCGCAUAACUGGCUUACGAAGGAAAAAGAAGUCAAGCCUCAGAGUCUACUGCCCUCAUGCGAUGGAACGUGAGUGAGAGCAGCGAGCCUGUGACCAUUGUUGAUCCCAGGCAAAAGCCCUCCAUCUGGGAGCCGAGCAAGCGCCAGUCUUGGUGAGAUAAGUGUCUGGUUUGGUGAGGGCUCUCUUCACGCCCCACCUGAGUCCAGGUAGAAAAGCCCUGUAAAUUAGGGUUCAGUUUGUAAGAAAAGGUUCCUGAUCAGCUGUGGUUAUGAGGGAGAAAACAUCCCCAUUUUCAGAAGCUGCUCAUUUCUCUGGUCAAGAACGGUGUCUCCUCCACAGCAGAAGGUUGGAUCCAAGAGGAUGACUCCAGGUGCAAAGAGUGUUCGGCGUCAGCAUUCUUGCCCUGCCCUCAGUCUGCCAACUGGCUUGGUUGACAACGGCUGGUGAGCCAAGGAGCUGCUGAGAGACGCGGACCAUCCCUCUGUCAACAACUUCUUGAAUCAGCUAUUUCCACAGGUGUUUGAGGAACAAAAGGAUGAGUUUUUACAGAAGAUUUUCAAAUAGUGCUCGUCCAACCUGCAGCCAUUGAGGCAUGCUCUGGCCUCAGCCCCCAAGAACAGGCCUUGCCAGAGAAGCCCCAGGGAAGAAAAUGCUCAUGGACCAUCCUGUCAGGCAUGAAAAGACUCUGUGUCUGUUGCCAAUCCCACAGUGCGAUGGCAGAGAGCAGUGAGGAGAGAACAGCUUCCUCUCCAAGAAGGUGGACGCACUUGUCCCUGAAGAAGAAAGCAGCUGAGACCCAGGUGGAGGCAGAGGAGGUGAAGCUGCAGGAGACGACAGACAAAGACGAAGUGGAUCUUACAGGGACGAAGAAGGAGCCGUCUGACACGAAGGGGAAGUGGGAAAAAGGAAGCCCAGAAGAGCAGGAAGAAGAGCGCACUCCCAGCCCCUCAUUAACAAGCAGCUCCCAUAUGACGAUGACCCCCAGGGAGCACCCUUCCUCAGCCCCGCUCCAUGCCCUGCUGAUGGCAGCCAUGAAGGGUCUGACAACACCCACCCUGCAGAGAUUUAGAGCCGCAGAGGAAGAGCUGAGGGCCAUCGUAUCUCUCCACGGAGACAAGAUGGAGAAAGUAAGAGACGCCCGCAAUGGGGCAGGGGGAUGCUGCGCAGAGAGGGGGAUGGGAGAAGUUCCUCUCCUCGGAAACCAUUCCUGGGACACUGGCAUGGGAUUGGAAGGUUGGCUCAGCCCCUUGCCAUUCAUCGCUUGGCCACGGGGAUAGGUGACAUUCAAGCCCUUCUCCAAAGACCG
Messenger RNA from Chelonia mydas (Green sea turtle), 1659 nucleotides. RefSeq lists its product as uncharacterized. The record is from RefSeq and is a predicted model, not a curated record. Lineage: Eukaryota; Metazoa; Chordata; Testudines; Cheloniidae. Bases 1028 to 1630 code for a protein of 200 amino acids. The transcript has 7 exons.